Seminavis robusta is the source of this 2498-nucleotide messenger RNA. NCBI's taxonomy places the organism in Eukaryota, Bacillariophyta, Bacillariophyceae, Naviculales, Naviculaceae. The record is from the annotation of a GenBank genome assembly.
CUCGCUGGUACCUGGUACCAGGUACCCGCUUGUACCGCACAUCGUCCUUGUCACCGGCUUCUGUAGUACCGGUAGCAUCGGAAACACCACCAAAAACCCAGCCAAAAAAAUCCCACCUCGUUUUCUCACAUUUUGGGUUUGCUGUUGUUUGAUUACGACCAUGUCCAAGCUCAACAUACACUGGAAGACGUUGGCGCUCGGUGCCUUUCUUCAUUACAUCUUCGCGGCUGCCAUCAAUGGUGGAAAUGAGCCGUCUCAGCCUCGCAUGCUUGCCCACGCUGUGGAAGAACCCCUGUCAGGGGAUGCGGCCUCUUCGGAAGGUCACGAGGGGGAGGUUGUCAUCAGAGAUACAACUGUGACUGUGAUUGUCUUGUUCUUGAUUGCUCUGACAAUUUGUUUUGAAGAGAUCAAGGAAUCUAUCGAGGAAGCUGCGGAUAGGGAGAUGAUGCCGGUCAUUGAAGGCUUGUUUGGUGAAUUAACUGUGCUGGGCUUUCUUUCAGUUUGUACAUUUUGCGUCACCAAGCUUGGAUGGUUUACCCUUCUCUCAGAGAAGCUGUUUGGGGAUGAUGAAGAAGAAGAGCUGCUUGAAACUUUUGAAUUGGUCCACUACAUGCUGUUUUUUAUCAUGGUUUUCUUUGGAAUUAAUGUGCUUGUACUUGUGAAAGAUGCAGAACACAUGAAACGGACUUGGUGGAUUUACAACAGAGCAUGCAGGGAUGAUGCUUACAUGGCAGAGAUGAAUGCAAUCUUGGCAUCACACUCUAAAUCCGAAGAGAAAACAACCUUCCUUAGGUACCUUGGUCGAGAAAUGACUCCCUUCCGAGAAUCCAAGAGAAAACUUAGGUCUGAGUUGCAGCUAUUUCGCGGCCUUAGGCAUGAAUUUGUGGUUGAAAGAAGCUUGGAUCCCCCGUUUCUCCCUCAUGAACAGAACCUUGUUCCAGAUGAGUUUGAUUUUGGAAGAUAUCUCUGUGUGUGCAUGUAUCAUGAAUUGGGACACAUUGUCCAUUUGCAAAUUCACACAUGGGUAAUCCUUGGUGUCAUCACAGCUAUUUUUUGGAUGAUUGCUUUGGUUGUUGAGGAUCAGCUAGAGUGGUUUUCUUGGAUUUGGGUGGGGACUGGAUGGCUCGUUUUCCUUUUUGGUGCCUUCUUUGACUACCACAUGGUUGAGAUCUUGGAAGCCAUGGCUGCCAACUUUCAACCAAUCAAAAGUACAAGACAAAGUGAGCGGGGUCCAUUAAUAAUGGGAGGAAGCAAGGAAUUGCCUGACUGGACCCGCAUUGACUUGGAUGAUUACACUCAGAAUUCCAGGGGACUGUUGGCUCGCCUUUUUCUUCGGGGCAAUUCCAAGAUAACAAGACAAGAUGCUCUGUACUGGAUGGAACGGAAAGGACCCAGGUGUUACAUGAUUGUCUUCCAGGUCCAAAUGGUAUUCACAGCUACAUAUGUAUCGAUGUUGGUGCUGAUCAUGUUUCCUUUCAGAAUGAAGAUGGGGACGCCAAUAGUUGAGAGGGUUCUCUUUCUCGUGCUAUCCUUGUUGCCUAUGUAUCUGCUCUUGAGCAAGUACCAAACAGCAGUUUCAAACUAUGUUAUGGCCUGCAGUAUUGGGGUCCACCGACGCCCAGGUGUUAUUUCUCAGGUAAUUCGUGAUGACAAAGUAUCCCAUAUCAUUCAAGCAAUGGUCACGAUGCAUAGGCUGCAGAAUACAGUAUCAUUCAAAGAAGAGGAUCCAGACCAUGCCCACACUGGCAAACAAUCCAGUGGUGAGUACUUCUCUUCGGUGGAUCUAGAAGCAUGUGGAAAAACUUUUGAUGCCAUUGAUGUAUCCAAGAGUGGUACCAUUGAAACUUCAGAUUUUGGUGCUGUGUUGAAGGGACUUGGAGUAGCUGCCACGGAGGAAAGUCUCAAAGCCAUGACUGCUGUAUUGGAUGAAGAUGGUGAUGGUAGCAUCUCUCGAGAGGAAUUCAUGAACUUCUACCGAGAUCACAUCAUGAUUCAACUGGACGACCAUGGAAUUCACCAUCUUGCUGAGACUAUGUUUCGUCAAAUUGAUGCUGAUGGCAGCGGUGAGAUCUCCAUGAGUGAAUUCAAACAAGUGUUGGAUUCUUUCAAUGUAGGUUUCACAGUGGACGAAAUUGGAGAAUUGAUCAAUGAACUAGAUGAAGAUGACAAUGGCACCAUUGGAGAAGAAGAGUUUGUAAAACUUUUGGAGAAGCACCGCCUCUUGUUUGAGAAAAUCCCAUUACCCAAACUGGAGUAACCACCAGCAAGAGAGUCCCAGCUUUUAAAAACAUUACAUAUUGCCAGCAGCCUUGUCAAGCUGGUUGUUACUUGGAGUCCUCUCGCUUGAGAAAAGGCCAUUCGGUAGUGCUUCGAAACAUAAGAUGAGGUAGAAACAAGCGAAAAGUAGCGAAAGUCCUACUAUACGGUAGCUGUGACCGUUUCGACCAUGGGCCCGAUGAUACUAAGCUUAGCUUUUACCCGUUGUUGCGAACUAGAGA